This is a messenger RNA of Microbotryum saponariae, 6260 nucleotides long. The record is from the annotation of a GenBank genome assembly. Lineage: Eukaryota; Fungi; Basidiomycota; Microbotryomycetes; Microbotryales; Microbotryaceae.
AUGUCUACCGGAGACCCUGGGUCCCCACUGCCGGCACCGCCACCACCGGUAUCCGCCACCAGCGUCCAGCCCCCCCGCGACCGGAUCCCGAUAAGCUCGAAGAAGACGCAAGUCACGGGCCCCGCCACCGCCGCACCCAACUAUGCUGCCGCUGCGAGUCAGAUGGCGACUCAAACACCUGAACAACAGAAACAACAACAACAGCGUGCCAAGGCUCUGGGCAGCCUCCUACAAGCCAUGGGUGCUGUACCCGGAAACCGCAUGGAUCGCUGGGUCCAGGCCAUCUACUUCGCCGAACUCUACCCCGUCGCCACCGCCACAUCGCUGAAAUUUUCGGCCUUGAACGCGAACCGGUCCGUCGAGAACAUCUUCGAUUACGCCCUUGAAGUGACUCUGUCUCACCAGAGCGCCUCGCGAGCGACUCAUGCCGACAAGAUCGAUCUCGUGGCCUGCGUCACGAGGCUGCUAUCGCCCAUCUCUCCUAUCUGCUUUGAGCCUGGAGUUCCUCUGCCGGACCAUCUUGCGGCUUAUCAACCACAGAUCUUAGGCGUACAACAUUCAUCAAUCCUGCGUAAUGGGGCGGCUCACCAUCGCGUUACGGUUGGGUUCGUCACCGGCGAGGCACGUGACGCGGCGCUCACGACGCCCCCCGCUCUCACUUGGCGAUCGGCGAAGGCCCGCUUCGCGAAGUCUCACAGGUUCCACCAUAACAUGGUCGAGCUUCGAAUCAACGUCGGUGUUCAAGGAGUGCCCUCCAUGGAUGCCAUCAUCAAAUCGUUCCAAUCACUUGUGCAAGACCUGUCAGGCAAGGGACAUUCAUGCCAACUUGUGCAGGUUCUGCGCGUUAUCAGCGUGGACAACGCCUCGGCCUUCGCCCACGUUGCCGGAGACUACUCGGCUUUCCUACACUUCGAUGACGACUCCCUAUUCCAACGCCCCAACACGACCUUGAAGGAGAUUCUACCUUCGAGGAUCGACCUUCCCACUCGAGGCAUCCCGGUUACCGCCCUUCGCCAUGACUAUGAGAAGGAGGCGGCUUGCGGUAGGUGCCACUUUGUGGGUCACGUGGGAACCUGCGGACUGGAUCAGGAGAGGAAGCGGAAGGAGGCUCACAACGGCAUCAUCAACAGCAACAAAAACACCAUCACCCACAACACCAACAUCGCGGAGGCCGAGGCCCCCAUUCCUGUGCUGGUUGUUAACAGGAUCGCAUCACAGAAUCACUUCGCCGGGCUCGAGGUCGAGGAGGGACAGGAGGAAGAGGUAACUGGCCAGGGCGAACAGGGACCGGAGGAAUCGGGGGAGGAAGACGCUGGUGAUAAGGCGGAUGACGAGGACUCGGAGGACUCGGAGAUGGAAUCGGAGGCGGCCGCGAAAACGGAGGUCAUCAAAAUUGAAAGCGAGGACGAGUCGGUCUUGGAGGACUGCAGCGGAUCCGAUGGAGAGGUGAUUGAUGAGAAUGAGGUGAUGGCGGAUGAAAGAGGUGAAACGGAAGGAGAGGUGGCUACGGAGAUGGAGGAAGAGGAGGUGGCGACGGAGGUGGGCGAUGUGGACGAAGCGAGGGGAUCGACGAAAGCGGAGAAUGCGGAAGCGACGGACUUAGGGGAAACGAACAGGCUGGACAAUGACGACGACAGCGACGCCACAGCAACCGCCGCCACCGCUUCCCGCGAAUCGACGCCGCAUGAACCAACCCCACCUCUGUCACCCGAAACUCUCGCCAAGUCGCUACGCGAGGGGGAGGAGUGGGACAGGAUCAGAGCUAACUGGGUUGAGCAGGCACGACUUGAGCGGGACCAAAGCAUCGAGAGGAGGCUCAACGCUGAAACCCCUCUGGUGCGUCACAACUUUGCCACGUGGGACGAGGACGGUGAGAUACGCUCCAUCAACAUCAGGGGGACCGCUGCGAAGUUCAAGAAGCAGGUGAUGAAGAGGUCGCAGACUGCGGCGGACCUCAGUGACCCAAGUGACGAACCGACCGACGCCAAGCGAGUCAUCAUCAAAGGGAAGAGCCGCGUCGUGGUGAAGGAUGGAAUAGAGGGGCGGAGGGUGACGAGGUCGAUGUCGGCGGCAGCGGCGAUGCAGGUCGAGGUGACGAAGGUGGACAGAGGGAAAGGAAGAGGGGUAGCUGAGGAAAAACGAUGGUCCGACCACGAGCCCGAGGACGAUGUCCUGCCCGCCCUUCCCCUCUUUGAGGACGUCACCACCGCCAAGAGCGCCUCGACCUCGACUACCCAUUAAUGAUCAAGCACACCAUCAUCACCUGGAACGUAAGAAGGGGCAUGGGGGUCCCGGAAAAACGACGUAAUAUCUACACCUACCUUUCCACAUUCAAAGCUUCCGCGAUUCUCUUACAAGAGCAUUUCAUCAGACCACAAUUCUGGCAGCUCAUCAAGGACGAGUACGAGGGCAAGCUCUUCAUCAACCAGCACUGCCUGACCCUGAUCCCGGCCGACUCGCCCCUGAUCGACGCCGAGCUCUUGCGCACCCACUCGGCACUCGACGGCCGGCUCCUCGUCACCUCCUUUCGUCUGCGGGGCGACAUCAAAAUUCUAGAAAUCAAUAACCUCUACGCGCCCGUUGACCCAAAACAACGAGCAAAAUUCUUCGACAAACUGAUCCUCCACAAAACACAGAAAUCCCACCUCCGACUCCUUGGCGGCGAUCUCAACGACUGCCCGCGCCCAGAAGUCGAUCGGCGGAACCAAAGUCGGCGCGGCCACCACUGGCCGAUUCUGAUGGGCAAGCUCGACUCGGCCUACACGGACUGCAUCCGCUACAAGCACCCCAUCACCCCAUCUUUCACUCGACCUAAUCCCAAUCGCAAGCGACCCAACUCCUUCUCCCGGCUUGACUACUUUCUCCUACAAAGAGCUCACCAAAAAAGGCUCGACCAGGCCUCGACGAUCUACGACUAUCCCAAGGAUCUUUCCGAUCACCGACCGGUCUUGAUCGUACUGGCUCUCUCAGACGAUCUUGAUGCGGCUCUCCCACAGCUCAGCCUACCUACCACAUCCAACCAACUACAUCGAAUCAAUACCACAACCUUCAAGACGGUGGAAUUUCAGCGGAUGAUGGAAGGAUGGUUGGAAGGGGCAAGCGGGGAGGAUCCGGUGCGAGAGCUUGAGGAGGUUCUGGAGGCGUGCAGGGACAGGGGUGGGGAGAUGGCGAGGAGGCUGCAUCGGGAGCGGACGGAACGGAUGGAGUAUUUGGUGGGGAGGGUGCAGGAUCUGGAGGCGUUACCGGUAUGGGGGGAGGCGGAAACGGCAGAAUGGACAAGGACGUCCGAGGAACUCAAGCGGGCGGUCGAGGAGCGCGCGCGCCUACUCCGGAUCCGAGCCCACGUCCCCGAGAUCGCUUCCGAGGAACGACUGUCGCGGCCGGUCCACGCCAAGCUCGCGGCGCGGAACUCGGACUCCAAGAUCACAGCACUGCGCUUGGGCAACGGAGAGCUAACGCAUGACAUUGAUGUCGCUCUUGACCACACGCAGGCGCAUUUCCAGCGCCUCUACCACAUCGAGCCUCGUGAUCCGGAACGCGUCGACCGACUUCGGGACGAACUCCUCGUGCCGAUCAGGGCGGCACGGACUUGCGACGACCCGCGCUCAGAUCCGCUCUUUCUGCGCCGACUCUCGGAAGCGCAGAUUGAUCUCCUCCAGCAACCCAUCACCGAGGACGAGGUCGUGGCCGCGAUCGGGACGACGCACCCGGGGCGAUCGCCGGGCCCGUCGGGCGUGCCUUACGAACUCUAUCAGACCGCACCGGAGGCGUGGUCCAAGGUGCUGACCAAGGCCUACAACGCGAUGAUCGAGCGCGGUUCACUCUCUCCCAAGCAGGGCCAGGGACUCGUGCGCCUCAUCUUCAAGCGCCACAAGAAGAAUGCCGAUCGCGCCGAACUCUCGUCGUAUCGCCCCAUCACCCUGCGCGAGUGCGAUUACAAGAUUUUUACCAAGGUCUACGUCGCCCGAUUGAACCAAAUUCUGCCCGAUCUCCUCCCGCCGCAGCAGCACGGCUUCGUCAAGGACCGCCGAUCGGCCGACGCUGCACUACACCUUCGUCUCCUGAUCGAGGAACUUGGCGCGCGCAGGACCGAGUUCCCCGCGGCCGCGCUCUUGUCUCUUGACCAAUCAUCCGCCUACGACCUCGUCGAGCAUGACUGGAUCUUUGCCAUUUUCGACGCUCUGGGCGUUCCUACCACCUUUCUUCGCGUGCUGAGGAUGCUCUACUCGGGUGACUCGACCUCGGCGCGCUACAUCAUCAAUGGGUUCCUGACGGCGCCGGUGCGACUGACGUGUGGGCUCGGCCAAGGGGACCCGGCGUCAUCGUCGGUCUGGGACAUCGUGUUUCAGCCGUUCCUGGAUGCUCUACACCGUCGAAACAUCGCGCUGAAUCUCUCCAUACCUGCACUUCAUCCGUACCCACAGAGCCGCGCCAUUACAUCACUUGCAUUUGCCGAUGACGUUGUCGUCGCCGUCGCGGGCUUGGAGUCACUCAACUUGCUCGAUGACCUGGCGCUCGACUGGAGGCAUGCAACGAAUGGCCGGCUCAACACGGACAAGACGGUCGUCCUACCGAUUGGACGUCGCUGGGACCCUGGGGAACGGCCAAUCGUCGUCAAGGCCGCAGGCGAGUCGCUCGAGUGGAUCGGCCUCCCCUUCGACCCCAGCGGCGACACCGAACUCGCCUACGCGAAUCUCAUCGAACGGCUCGAGGCGACGCUGGAAGCGGUUCAGCAUCGCUGGCUCACGCACCACACCCGUGCCUUUUACGUCAAUUGGUACGCCAUUCCCAAGAUCCUGCAUUUCCUUGCAGCCGACAUCCCGCCGCCCGAAGUCGUCAAGAAGCUCGAUGACAUGCUCGUCGAUUUCGUCCGUGGGGGCAAGGGCAGGACCAGCUACGGCAGAGACAUUGUGUUCACCGCCAAGAACAAGGGGGGACUCGGGGUGAUAAGGAUGCGGGACGUUGUGGACGCGGUUGCGGCACGGCUCUGGGACGUUCUUCUCGGCGGUUCCGGCGCGAUUUGGCAAGGACUUGCGCGCGCAGCACUCCAGCGAGCUCAGCCCGACCUCGACCUGGCCACCGAUCUCUGGCCACAUCCAUCCACUCCCAUCCCCAACGACCUUCAUCCCCGAUGGCACGCCGCACUGGGCGUUCCGAAACUUCACGACGUGCAGGUCAACCCGAGGGCCUUGACCACCGCGAACCUGCUCGCGCUGCCCACCCUGCUCGGCAGCCUCCACACCCCCAUCAGAGGGAGACAGACCAUCGACGCGGUUCAUGUACCUGACUACCUUCGUCUCCAGGGCUACCCGAAGGUGGCGGAUCUCUAUCGGCGCGAGUUGUAUGCGGGUGGGGGGUUUCACCUCUGGACGCCGCCGGCGGAUGUGCUCGGCGACAACAGCGAGUACGAUCGACGCGGGCUCCCGCAGCGACUGGCAAUCGCGGCCUGGUACCGGUUCACUGUCGAUCGACACAAGAACACCCCCUUGGCGGCGGCGGUGGCGGCGGGACGACUCAACGUGCCUCCCCGGAUCGGCACCAGCGCACCACUCGAGGCGAUCAUCCCCAAGCCCGUGGCCCGCUUCGCAAUGGAGCAGCGCCUUCCGGACCCGGUGCUUCCACAACAGGCGAGCCAGUAUACGCUGCUGAACAUGGCUCGCCCCUACACAGUCCGUCGCAUCCGCCGGGUCCUGAACGCGAAGGCAUUUACCAACAUGCUCGGGCUCAAGGGACCACCGCAGCCGGACGACCUCAGGAGCUUCUGGAAGGCAGUCAACUCGAAGGCACUGACAGCGAGGGAGAGGGAAGUUUGGUUCAAGCUGAUCCUCCGCUUCACCCCGACGCGCAAGCUCCAGCACGAGCAAAAGCAUGUCACUUCUCCCGCGUGCCUCGUGUGCGAAGCGCCGGUGGACGACACCGAUCACUACUUCUUCGGCUGCGUCGACUCGCGGAACGUCUGGACCGCGGCAAGGGGCGUGCUCUGCGACGCGCUCGGAUGCGACACGAUCGAGGACGCCGAGUACACGACACUACAACGACUCUUUGGCCUCCCCAAGCUCAAGGCCAAGCUCAGCGAACAGGAAGGCGCAGGCAGGACGAUCGAGAUCUUCACGGGGAUGGUCUUGGAGAUGAUCAGCAGUGGGAGAUGGAGGAUGCAGAAGCACGGGACGAGGAUGGAAAGCCUGGAGCGGAGGAGGGUGGUACUGGAGGAGAGGAUGAAGUUGAGGGCGGGGGGAGCAAGGGGCGGGCGAGGGCAGUAG